Blepharisma stoltei is the source of this 13308-nucleotide messenger RNA. NCBI's taxonomy places the organism in Eukaryota, Ciliophora, Heterotrichea, Heterotrichida, Blepharismidae. The record is from the annotation of a GenBank genome assembly.
AUGGAAAGGCGCGUUGAAGAGUUGCUCAGAGCAUUACAUGCCUUAUCUUUUACAGAUGCUGACAGCAUCCUUGGCGAACUUCGUAGUUUGGUUUUAAAUCCAAAUCUCAGCUCAGCUCAAGUAGCUUUUUGCUCUUCCAAACUAUUGAAUUCCGAUAUUUCUCUAUUAAACUUCAUCAAAACCCAUCGUGAAGAGCCUGACAGACUGAUAUGAAAAACUAUGAGUAACUCUCUUGACUUAGUCUCAGACUAUAUAAAGACUCGGUCAAAUACAAUUAAUGAAUAUAUCCCCGAAAUCAAAGAAGUCUGCAUCCAAUUGAUGGCAAAAUCAACCAAGUCCAGCAUGGUUAAAGAAGCUGCCCUCAGGCCUCUAAUUAAGCUCCUUGAGACUUUUGUAGCCACCAAGCUUAAAGAUAUCCUUGAUCCUGAAGGCAUGAUCGCAAUUUUGCUUGACAACAAGCUAAAAACAGAAGAAAAAACCAUGGGAUCGACACUCAGAGGCGCAAUUUAUAAUAUGCUUGGCCUACUAGUUUCCCAUUUCGAAGGCGAGCUACAGCACCGUAUCCCUGAAAUCCAGCAGCUUAUCCAUAUAAGAAUAAGAACAGAAAUCAAUAAAGGCCAAAAGACAGAAGAACGUUCACUAGCAGGAUGAUAAAUAUAAUGGCAUUCGGUUUGAGAGAAAUUAGCUCUGCUCCCUUAUAGAAUUUUAUUUAUGGGUUUGGCUUCUCUUGAGAAUAUCUGGACAGCAACAAUGGUUUAUCUUUGGGGAUAACCAGGGGAACUGUUCCACAAUGCAGCUAAAUGGUUCAGGAUUUUACCUUUCGCCACAUUUGAGCCUGAUGAUAAAAACGCAAGGAGCUUAGUCAGACAAAGGUGAAGGCAUCGCUCCUGGUAAAAAUCGCUGGUAAGGAUUGCAGGCAGUUUAUUUGGGAUGGUCCGAUCUUUUUGAUCAAAAAUGCUUGUGGCUUCACCAUUUUGGCUCUUCUAUUUAGCAGGAGCGUGCAAUAAGACACCUUAGCCACUUAAACUAACGUAAUAUGCAUUAGCGGCGGGAAUGAUGAAAGGCUUGGCAUAUGGGCUAAAAAGCUUUAAUUACCCACAAGAAAUUCUCGCCGAGCUUUUUGGGUACGCGAAAGCCUUAAUGCAGCCAAUUGAGUCUAGAUAUAUGAUCCCUAAGGCAGCAAUGAAAAUAAUUGCAAUGAACUCGACUGUUUUUGCAGAUCUUAUAACAGAAAAUGCUAUACAACUGUUUAAUACAUUGAAUGAUUUAGCCAAAACAGGGGCUUACUCUAUAAAAUAUCUAGCUCAAGACUGCUGCGAACAAUGCUUGAUGGUUUUAGCUGACACUUUGUCAAGAGAAGCCCAAGCCCAUAUGCACACUUUUGAAUAUAUAUUGAAAAUUUUAAGAAAACAAAUAGAAACUCCUCAAGGCACCCAAGGAUAUCCUAACACCUUAAGAGCCCUUGGUGUUUUUUCUCAAGCUAUAGUAAAAUUCAGAGGUGAGGACUAUUUAAAAGACCUUUUAGACAAGCUUGUAGAGCUGAGUGAAAACUAUUUGUUUUCCCAAGAAGAAAUAGAAGAAGAAAGCUUCAAAGCUGUCAUGCUAAAACAAAAGUCCUUAGCCUCAUUUUUACUGUCCUAUGCUGACAUAGCAAGAUCACUGACUGUCAUCCCUGAACAUAUUUUGAUGCAUUUUUCCAAGGUAACCUUAGAGAUUUUUAAGCGAAAUAUGACUCUAAUAAAAAAAUACAGGUUUUUGCUGUAUCAGUCUAUUGCCCAGCUUUUUUCGUCUUUAUAUCUGCAAGCAGGACAGUUUGGGCCUUGGAUAAAAAUUUUUGUAACAAGGGCGAUGAAUGAGCUUUUGACUAUUCCUGAAGAAGUUGAAAACCCAGAAGAAAGGGUUAAGCUAGCAAGUCAGCUGUGGGCAGGAAUUUUAAGCCAAGAAUGCUUGACAGAAAUAUUGAUCCAGCAUAUUGUUGAUGAGAUUGGCCAGUUUUUUUUAAAUAUUCUGCAGACUUUGGAUUUACAGUACUCAAUUAAAGGAAAUUUGGCGGAUACUGAAAUUGUGGCAAAUAGUCCUGAGGAGCAGCAGUUUUUUUAUCAGGCCAGUGACUUUGCCAAGCAUUUUUUUAAAGUUAUGGCUCCAAGACUGACAGGGUGGGUAAUGCCAUAUGUGGACUUACUCACUCCCCCCCCAUCCUUGAUCGAACGACUUGCCAUCGUUCGAUCAAGGAUGGGGGUUAAAAAAUAUUUUUUGGGAAAAAAAAUUUUAUAUAUAAAAUCAAAUAUAUAUAUAUAUUUUUUUUUUAUUUACUUUUAAAAAAGAGGGUUAAGAGUAUUUAAUAAUUAUUUUUACAGCAAACAAUUGAAUUAAUUUUAUAAAAAUACCAAUUUUUAAUAUUUUGAUUUAUUAGUUACCCCCCUUUAAAACUGUAUAAAUUUUAAAUUUGUUCCUUAUUAAAUUAAAUUUUUUUUUUUAAAAAUUUUAAAGAAUCUAUAUUUUAUUAGAUUAUUAAGUUUUCAAGCCCAGGUUGAUGACUAAACCACUUCGUAUGGUUGAUUCCAAAGCUUUUUUUCGUCUCAAAGUCUCUGAGAACAACUUCAUUAGGUGCAUCUUCCUAAGCUUUUGAUAACUAAAUAUAUUUUUAUAUAUAUAUAAAAAAUUUGCAUGAUAUGAAAAUCGUUCGAUCAAGGAUGGGGGUUAAUUUCCCCAAUUUUUAGGAAUUUUUACAGUCAAUCGUUCGAUCAAGGAUGGGGGGGAGUCAAUAAAAAAUCGUCUGAAUUACCUUUAUUGCCAUCUUUAUAUAGUUUUUUAACAGUCAUAAUGACUGUGUGCAGCAAAACAGACUUUCUAGAUACUUUACCACAUGAAAGAAGGAUUAUUUCAGAAACAAUUAAAAGCUUAAUUAAGAGAAUGCAAGGCUUCCAUGACGCAUUACUCGGUAGCUGUCUUGAGGUUUGUUUAGCUUGCCCUGUGAGCUUAAUUUACUCCCCUGAAGAAAACAAUUUGCCUACAUGGGUUCCUGUUAUAGUCCAAGCUUUAUCAUUAGGCUUAGCCCAUUUGCCGCUAGCCCAUAGCACAAUUUCUGCUUUGAAUGACUGGACUAAAAAAAUCCCUAUGAGUGCUCUAGAGCCAUUUUUGCCUGAAAUUUUACCAUGUUUAUCAAGCUAUUUAACAGUUGAUAAAAUCAGCCAAGAAGUCCAAGGGGGGGAUACAGAAGAAGCUUUGAUUCGGAAAAAGCGAAAAACAGUCGCAUUUAGGGUGGUCAAGCUAUUAGGGUCUUUAGGUGGAUUUUCUCAUUAUAUUGUGCCUAAAAAAGUAGAGGAUAUUCAUAUAGCUUGGGACGCAGAGCCUAGGGUGAAAUUUGCAAUCCCUUUACACCAAAUAAAGCUGGAAGUGUUUUUAGACCCGGCACUGCCUAGAAUUCUGCAUUUAGCAGAAAAUGCUACAGAUAGAAAAACAAGGGUCGCAGCUUGUGAGCUUUUGCACUCUAUAAUAAUUUAUAUGCUUGGAAAAAACUCACAGAUAGGAGCGAGAUCUAAAGAGUCCAACCCUUUUGCUAAAGUUUAUGAAAAGCUCUUUCCUGUUAUUUAUAACCUUGCUACUGAUGUAGAAGCUGUGAGCCGACAAGUUUUUGAGCCACUAAGCAGACAGCUUGUCAGAUGGUUUGCAAAGUCAAGGGGAUAUGAACACCCUGAGACUAUGGCCCUUCUAGAUGCCUUAAUGCAAGCUGUCUCUAACCCUAAUAAUGCAGCCUUAAGAAAUCUUGCAGGAAGCUGCAUGGGAGAGUUUGCAAGCUCAGUCAUUUCUCAGCCAGCAUCCCCUGUAGCUUAUUUCAAGUCAAUUUUAAGAAGAAUUGAAACCUAUUCAAACCAUCCAGACUCUACCAAAAGGCUUGGCGCAGUUCUUUGUAUCGGAAAUAUCCUGACCCACAUGGGGAAUAAUGAUGAGCUUGUAGACAGAUUUUUAUUAGAAAUCGGCCACGUAGUCAUGAUAACAAUUCGCCUUUCUCAUUAUGAUAAAGAAUCACAAGAAAUCAUCAAUUUAUGUGAAGGAAUUAUAUAUGAAUUUCUCAAUAUCUGUGCUUUAAAAAUCAAUAUUCUCCUAAAAACUAACCCAAAAAGAGCCCAUUCUUUAGAAAUUACAAGUUUUCUUAAAUGGAUUUGGGAACAAUGUUUACGGCCAGAAAGAGCCUGUAGAGAAAAUUCUAAAAAAAUUUGGUGAAGACUAGCAGAAAUUGUAGGAAUUGACAAACUAGCCUGAAGCAGACAAAAUCAGCUGGAUAUAGGGAAUCGUGACAAUUAUGAAGAAUAUGAAGGGAUUAUUGACUGUAUUAGUUGGCUUUCUAAAGAAGGCUUAAUAGAGCACAAUCCAAGACUUAUAGAGCAAAGUCUGACAGAUUUCGCAUUAGGAGAAUGUGCAGAAGAAAAUAUCGUGAAAAAGCUGUAUUCCUUAAAAGCUACGAUGGAUUAUUGCAAACUUUACCCAAAUGCAGGCAUAAAUUCAGAAUUUCUAAUAAAAAUCGUAGUCAGUCCGAAUCAGCUUGGGAUUUUUCCACAGGUGGAGACUCCUGAAAUCAGCAAAUUAUAUGAAGAAUUAAGGGAGUCAGCAAUGGAAAUUUUGAAUAUUAAUGCGGUGACAGCUCAACAAAUAAUAGAAAUCUGGAACAAUUUCAGCAUCUAUACCUCAGAAAGACUAUUAAAAGUAUCUCUAUAUGGCUUCUCACGCAUUAUAAAGCUUCUUGGAAAUAAAGGCCAAGCUAUAUACAAAGCAAUCCAACAAACCAUUUUUCCAGUCAUGGUAGAAUCCCUUUCCCAAGAUACCCAAUCUCAGCUACGCAAAGGAAAAGCUUUAUUUAACUUUUUCAAAGAAACCAAACUGUCAGAUGACGAUUUCAGCAUUCUUUUAACUACCCAAAAAGUCUUCCAAAACUGCAGCGAGCUUCUUCUUGACUAUAUUUCUUCUCAUUGGGUCCCUGCUUUAAAACUUACCUUUAAAAGCCUCUCAGUCCGUGCUGAUUUAUUAUUCCCUAUUCUUAUCCCAAUCCUCCAAAAAGGAGCCUCUACAGUCAAAGACUCCAAAAUUUUGCCUCUUAAAGACUUUAUUAAUGAAUUUGUAGAGUGUGCUAUGCCUUUAAUGGGCAUGAUUUCUGUAAUCCCCAGCAUUGAGCACUGUCAGAUCAUCGUAAAAGUUUACUGUGUUUUCCUUGAUUUUUGUAAAAAUUUAGGGAUUUUUGGAGAGGGUAUAGAAAUUGUGAAAAAAAUGCCUCAGUUUUUGCAGCAUAUACAGGUGAUAAUAAAGAAUUUAUUGAGCCCUGAUAGAGCGGCGUCUAUUAAAAGAGAAGCAAUUAAUUUAAUUGCUAUGAUGUGGGAUUAUAGAAUGGUGAUUCCUAAUUACUGGAAUGAAAUAAAGCCUUUGCUUAUGGAAGUCCAAUCUCAGCAUUUUUUGACUGGGACUCAAAAUCUGCGCCCAGGGAAAGAAACUUAUGAGUUUGAAUCUUUAAUAAAAGGAUUUUUCGAGCUGAUAAAGGCAACCCAUCAUAUUGAUGCUGUGACACUAAUAUUUUCUUUAAUAAGAGAAGAAGAUUCUGGAUAUGAAGCUGAACUUACCCAUGUUUUGAAUACUUUUAUUGAUGACCAAAUCACAAAAGAGCCUUUAGGGACUUUUCAAGAUAGUUUUAGGGACUUUUUAACCCAUUUUUUUAAUCCAAAUAUUGAUAGAAAUAUCAAGCAUAAUUUGAGAUGGGGAUUGGCGAAAAGGAUUCUUCUGCCUAUGAUGGAUAUUUGUGAUGAAGAAAUGCUGGAAAAUCUUGUUAUUGCCCAUACACAUCAGUUAUUAGGAAAAUUAAAUGAAAAACCAGGGGAUGCCCAUGACGCUUUGGAUUAUUUUUUUAAACUGAUGGAAAAACGCUUUGUUUUGCUGUUUUUUGAAAAAACUUAUGCAAGAUUGCCAUCGCAGAGGCUGAAAGAUAACACCCAUAAAGCACUUUUUGGGGCUGGGUCGCAAGGAAAUGAGCUGACUAAGCAGUUAAUUAAUUUUUGUGGAAAAUACAGAAAAGAGAAACCUGAGAGAUUUGAGCUUUUAGGGAAUUUUGAUAAUGGAAACCAAGCGUUAAGGGAGUUCAGCUCAGCUUGUUAUGCGUGUUUAAUGACAACUAUAAGGAAGACACAAAGCCAGGAAAAGAUUUUCUUUAAUUUUCUGUUUAAAGACCAAGUUUGGAACGCAGUUGUUGAGGAAAAAGAAAACUAUGGGUUUACGCCGCAGACUGAUUUUAGGACAAAAAUUCAAGAAAAAUCUAAUAAAAAAGCACCAGAAAAAAAAGAAACGACUAGCAUUGCGGCGGGAUAUAUCACUUCUUCUUUAUUUUCGCAAUCCCAAGAUAUCAGUUAUUUCUAUCAAAAUUGAAUAAGCCUGGCAAAAUUAAUAAAAAUUUUUAUUCUAAAAAUGAACAGAUUUUUAUACUAAAAUAUACUUAAAGCCACCUAAGAAAAAAAUUAUCGAAAUCCCUGAAAUUGAGCCAGAAGUCGACUUAGAACUCGACGAAAUCAACUCAUUGCCUAUUAUGAAGCCACUCCUCGAAGUCAUUGAAAAGAUGGAAAUGCUCUUUAGUGAAACCUGAGGAAACGACAUGCCUCAAUGAAUGCAAUGCCUCCAUGGCGACCUCUGCAACCCUAAUAAUUCUUUAUCAGUCAAACUUUUCUUGAUAAAAAUCAUCCUCAACAGACCUAAAACUUUUGAGAAAUGGGGUGACCAGUGGUUUGAGCCUAUCUGCAAUACAAUGACUCUCCCUAACAACGGUGGCACAGGUUUUCACUAUUUCUUAAGAGAUGUCGCUUGUCUUCUUCUAUAUGAAUGGGAAAAACUAAUCCCAGUCGGCAAAGAAAGAUCAGCUACCAAAUUUGUAAAUUAUUUAAUCCGUGUAGCUGCAGAUACCAGCAAAUCUGUUUUAGAGUCAAAUUUAGAUAUAACAUUUUAUCAUAAAUAAACCAUUAAAAUUUUAUUUUUUUUUUUUUUUAUAUAAUCUUUAUAAGGUAUAUCAUAUAUAACCUUAUAAAAAAAUGAAAAGCACAGGUGACCUUGGAGCAUAAAUAUAUAGACGGGAUGAUAAAAAAACAAAUGAAUAAAGAUCCUCAGCCUGAGGAGGAAAAAAGAGUAAUUGCAUGGAAAAUGGCAGGGAUUUUGAUAUAUGGAUAUGCUGUAGGUGAAAAAGUAGGAGUUUUAGAUGGGCUUGAAAAUAAAGAAUUCAUGAUUGUAGAAGGCUUAAUCAAAUGCCUGGAAUUUAAUAGGAAGCAAAUCAUUCUGGCUGCUUCUGAAGUGAUUGGGAAAAAGCUGGCAAAUGGAAACGCAGGGGAGCUUGAAAAUGAGCUUUUAGCCGUCUUAGCUAAAAAAGAAACCAAAGAUAUAGGACUUAUGGUCGCGAUUUUAGAAAAAGUUACUAUAGGCUACCCACAAAUUCUAAACCAAAAAAAUCUAGCACGAAAACUUAGCGAGUUUUUCGGGACUUUAUCAGGAAAUUCCAGAGCUCAGCUGUUAAAAUGUGUCUUAAAAUACGCCGAACACAUCAAAACUUCUCCAGAUUUUAUGAACCUCCCCGACCUUGCUGAAUAUUUAUAUAGAGAUCGUGCCAAAAUUUCUAACGACAAUGAAGAUUCCCAUAGACUUGCCUUGCUUCAACUUUUGUCCUGCCUUAUUGACCUCCAUUUCAACCCAAGCGUAAAAAAGGCUGUGACUGGGUUUAUCCCUUUGCUGAGCGCAUAUUCCGCUUCUCCUAAUUUUGAUAUCCGUAAAGGACUUUACACGCUAAUGAGAAAAGCAUAUGAUGAAGCUCCAAACCUAGAAGACGCUGGAAGAAUUCGUUUAAAAGCCAAAGAAAUUUUGGUUCGGGCACUUGGGGAGCUUUCUCCAGAGCUUUCUGACUAUAUAGUAGAAUUUUGGAACCAGCAAGAGAGGCUUGGCCUGGAUUUAUCAGUUAGAGUCACACAGUGCUUGUGGGAUCUUUAUAGCCCAAGCUAUGAAGAGUUAUGGCUGUUGGCGUCUUCUCAUUUAGCCCUUAAGCUAAGCGAGCUAAGCACAGAUUAUGAUAAAGUGCUGUUUGACCAGCCAUUAGCGAAUAUUGAUUUUGAAGACGCUGAUAUCAGGUCUGAAAGCCAAGCUUCUUUCCCUAUGACUCCGAUAUUUUCUCCUAGUUAUUUUCAAUAUGAAGAAGAAAGGAAAUUUUCUCAAAAAUUGCAGACUCAGUCAAGCCAAAGCACAGAUUUCGCAGUCCCCAGGGCUAUUCCAAGAAGAAUCAGACACUUUAUAGAUGGCUCACAAGCGAGUCAAGAAGAGCUUAGGGUAUCAAUAAGGAAAAAACAAAUGGAAAGGAUUGAACAGCGCAGUAAAGAACAACGAGCAAGGGUAGUAAACACAAUGAGAAAAUAUAGGACAGGCGAUUUCCCUGAUAUACAGAUCACAGCAAAAGAUUUGAUUUUACCAUUAGUGACCUUAUCAAGGCUAGAUUCUGAGGUCGCUGGACAUGUAUGGACUGCUCUAUGUGCAGGACUUUGUAAUGAAGGAAUCAGUAAUGACUCAAAACACCGAAUUGUCAGAGGCCUUGGCAGGGUCUUAGAAUCCAGCGAAAAAUUUGAGCCAUCAGUGAUAUCUUGCGUCCACAGGACUUUAAGAGAUAUUGUAUCAGUUAACGGCGAACUUGUUCAGGAAUUAAACUCACAAAGCAUUUCUAACAGUGGAAUUAAAGGGUUCUGCUACCAAAGUGCUAUAAUGCUGCUACAGGAAUGCAUUUUGAGGAAUGAAGAGCCAGUCCAGCCUAAAAGGAGAAAAGUGAUACAAGCGAUUAGUGGGACUGAAAAACCCGAAAUUUCUCAGCAGAAUAGAAGACUAUGAAUUGCCCUUACAAAAGUUUAUGAGUCUAUGGGAGAUUUAGACGCAGUCAGAGGAAUAUGGCUACAAAUUACCCAACAAGAAGGCUCUCAGCUAUCAGCACUAUUUAGAGACACUUUAGGCUUGAAAAUCAGAGGCGAAAUAAACCCUGCAGCUCGUGAUUUUGCUAAUAUUUUAGCCCAUGAUGGAGGACUUGACGCCGAUUUAUUAGAAGAGGUCAAAAAAGAGUACUUAGACUCUUUAGCACUAUUAGGAAAAUGGGAAGAGCUUAAAAACAAUGUCCCAGACGACGUAUCAACCCUAAAAAUAAGGUCUCUAUUAAGACUAGACGAAUUCGGAGAGCUCACUGAUUUAAUGAACAACGCCCCUCCAGCUUCCCUCUACAAUGCUUAUGCUUAUGAAAUGGCAGUUCUUAGUAUCACCCAAGACGACGCUGAUAGGACAAGGUAUUAUCUUGAUGAAGAAUUCUCUAGGUUUGUAGAAAGCUGACAAGGCUUAAAUGCACUUUCUAGCUCUGCGAAGCAUAAAUUGAUACAAAAAGUCCAGAAAAUCUAUGAGUGUUUUGAGUUUGUGCAGAUUUUUGCAGAGAAAAAAGAAGAAACUGCUGAUGAGUAUGUGGAGAGGAUACAAGCGACGUUUAUGGGGUGGAAAGAAAGGAAGCCGUCUGUUUAUUAUGACGAAUUAAGUGUGUGGGAUGACGUUUUGUACUCAAGAGUGCUGUUUUAUGAUAAAAUUAAGACUAAGCAGCAAAUUGAAAAUCAGGAGCUAAAAGAGUUUAAAUCAGUUCUAUACGCAGAUACUGCUGAAUGUCCUUUAAGGCUUGGCUGGUUUGACAUUGCAGAGCGCUACCUCCGAGAAGGCAUGAGAAAACGUGAAAACAAGCGAGUCACCGACCUUUCUCUAUUCUCCCCAGUUCUCCGUCUCAAAGCCAAACAGCUUGAAAAAUCUGCCUUUGCAAUGGACGUCCCUUUCAUUUCUGAAGAAUUCAAAAAACUCAUAAACACCGCUGACGCCCAACAAAUCGACCAAGCUCAACAAGCCGCUUUUUCUUUCCUUAAAGGCCAGCUUUACCGUAUCCAAACCCGUAUUCUUCUCGAAAAAGGUUCCCCAGAAAUCGCUACAACCCUCCCAGUUUCUGCAAAAUCUGCCUACGAUUUCUUAUCUCAAUCACAAAAUACCAUAAAAAAUAAAAUGAAAUUCGCCCAAUUUUGUGACAUGUUAUUGCGUGAUUUUGAGCAUGAAAAUGAUGAAAAAAGGAAUAUUUUGGGGGUUUGCUUUAAUAGGAUGGGGAUACAGCCAGAAAUGUUGGCAAGAAAUAUAGUGAUUGCGGUGCUUGAAGCAAUGGCGCUUGGGAGUUCUAGGGCUCAUGACUUGUUUCCGAGGCUUUUGGAGCUGCUGAAGUAUAGGAAUUUGAUGGAAGUUUUUAGUAAUUUGAUAGCCCAGGUACCUGCGUGGAUGCUGAUUAGGUGGAUUUCACAGAUUUUGGCAAUUUUAGAUAAGGAAGAAUCAAGUGCCCUUGCAGAGGCUGUGCAUAAGUUGGUGCAGCAGUAUCCGCAGACUGUAUUUUAUCCUUUUAAGUGUUUUACCUCUGCUGAUUGUGCAAGUCAGUUUGAGAAAAAUAGGACAGUUAAGAAAAAUGCGACUUAUUUGUUACUAGAAGCAGCAUAUCAAAAUUAUAACCAUUUAGAAGCCUUCAUAGCUGCUUUAGAAUGUCUUUCCCACCCUGAGCACCGUUAUAAAUAUUUCUACGAUAACAUAAAAGAAGCCCUCGAAGACCCUGACCCUAACCGAGCUUACAUUGAAUAUUUGUCCAGCCAGAUGUUUGAAUCCGUCUUUGACGAAGAUCAUCCUUUACUUGGCCGAUCCCUUGGUGCCUACAACCGAAAAUUCGCCAACGACUGGAGAAAUGUCUUCUUAAAGUACUUCGGAAAAUCAGGCACCAAAAUAUCUCAGAUGAAUUUCGACCAAUUUAACGUGGUUAUUGGGGCUUCCCACAAAAAAAUUCUAGAAACUCAAAGACAGCUUAGCCACGGCAAUGAAAAACUUAACGCCUUUUCUGAAUGGCUUGCAGACUAUGAUAUAACAGAACACAAAGGUCGUCCUAUUUAUAUCCCAGGUCAGCAUACAGGUCUUCAUGAGCCUUAUAAAGGAGGCGAAGUCAGCAUUGUCUCAUUUAACCAAAACUUGCUUAUCCUAAAUUCUCUCAGAAGGCCAAAAAGACUAGGAAUGCAUGGGUCAGACGAAAAAGAAUAUUUAGCCUUAGUAAAAGGAGGGGAAGAUUUAAGGCUUGACCAAAGGAUCGAGCAGCUUUUUUCAUUGAUGAACCAAAUAUUUAAAAAUGACCCUGACUGUGCAAGGCUCGGAAUUACUUUGAAAACCUUUAAUGUCGUCCCUAUGAAUAAAAGGCUAGGGAUCGUAGAAUGGGUGCCUAAUACAGACCCACUGAAAAAAUGGAUAAAUAAAGAACUUGCGAGACAUUAUAGGAUCAAUGAUUUAGACUCCUCAGAUGCUAAUAAAAAUAGGCUGUCUUGGAUCAGCUCAUUGUCUUCUAAUAUACAAGGCACUGGAAUUGUGGACAAGCACUUGAUUUUGCUUGGGUCAAGUUCAGAUGAAAUCGUGAAAAAUUUCAAAAUCCAAGAAAGCUUGGUGCCGUGGGAUUUAAUAAGACAAGUGCUAUUAGGCUUAAGCACGACCCCAGAGAGCUUUGUAUAUGUAAGAAAACAGUUCAUACAUUCCUUAGCGGCAAUUAGUAUUUGUGGGUAUAUUUUAGGGAUCGGGGAUCGACAUUUAGAAAACUUUUUGCUUGAUAGGUCUGAUGGAGGGUUGUUAGCUAUUGAUUUUGGUAUAGCAUUUGGGAAUGGGGUCUCUUUAGGGAUUCCUGAGCUUGUUCCAUUUAGAUUAACAAGGCAGCUUAUAGCUGUUUUAAGCCCUGAAGGCUUACAAGGAGAACUUAGACAUGCUAUGAUAUAUGUCCUUAAGUCCCUUACUCCCCCCCCUCGAAGUUCGACCAAGAUUUUUUUGGUCGAACUUCGAGGGAGGUUAAGAAAAAUUUUUUUAAAACAAAUAUAUAUAGAAUUUGUUUUAUAUAAUUUAGUAGUGAAAAAAUAAAUAUUUAUCAUAUUCUUCUGGAUAUACAUAAAAUGGCGUAUGGCGACCGACCCACCCUCUCAGUGGUGGUUACCCAUGUAUAUCCGGGCAUGGUUUUUGGAGCCAGGAAUUAGCCCAACAACGUCUGGGACCUCGAGGCGAGAGGCCCAAGCGCGAGAACCGCUGUUUUUGCGACCAGACCCAUGGGCAGUUAUUCGUGACUUCUUUUUGCCAGCAGCGCUCAGCCCAGUGAGUGCCCGAAAUGAGGCAGGGUGAAUUACCUGCCUAAGCUGCUUUAGUGGCUCGCCCCGAAUGGCGAAAGCUGUUGAGUUCUUUCUCGGGAUGACCGGAAAAGAGGGGAGGCGAGUUAGACACCAAAACGGGGGUCUCUCCAGUUGAAAAGGUGCCCUUCAAUGGGCAGAUCUGGCGGACGACGAAGCGGAGUUGGCGUAAACUUAGGCGACGAUCCAAGUUGGAAAUGGAGGUGGUCAGCAAAGCCGGUAUGAGACGGCCCUUGACAAUACCUCUACCGAGAAACCGGGGGUUUCGGCCCGGGCUUGGUGAACGCUCUGCCACCACACGGGAGACCGUGGCAUGCGACCUCGGACGUAGUAGGGACCUUAAAUACCCAGCGUAAUCUUAAUCUUAAUCUUAAUCUUAAUCAUAUUCUUCUGUAUGGUUGAGAGGGUGUAAGGGUUAGAAAAAAUAGUGCAAGAUGGUUUUGUAACGCUUUUUUUAGAACUUGAAUACAAAAAUCGCAAGCUCACCCCCACAUAGUUUAAAAUUUUUGAAAAAUUGCUUAUUUUCCUAGUAAAUUUAUAUAGGUCUUGGUCGAACUUUGAGGGGGGUUAAUUUUUCCAAAAAAAAUAGGAAUUUUCCCUAUAUCUUGGUCGAACUUCGAGGGGGGCAGUUAGAAAACAUAAAAAUUUAAUAUUGGAUUGUUGUGAAGUGUUUAUAAAAGAGCCGCUUUUAGACUGGGUGAAGGCUGCAAAGACCAAAGAAAUGAAUGCAAGCCAAAUCCAAGCAUCAGGAAGCACAAUUUUAAGCCAGGAAGAAGAAGCAGCUUGGUUUCCGAGAAAAAAGCUGGAGAUUGUAAAGAAAAAAUUGUCUGGGUAUAACUCGGCUCAUGUGAUGUAUGAGGAAUUUGUGACGACGAAGCAUGCGAAGACGAAUUAUGCGAAGAAAUUAGUUGAUGUCAUUAUGGGGCCUGAAGAUAGUUUGAGAAGAUCAUGCGCGGAAAGUGGGCUAGGGGUUGAUCAGCAAGUAGAUAUAUUGAUAGAGCAUGCAACUGAUCCUAAUAUACUUGGACGUGCCUGGAUUGGCUGGUUACCUCACAUUUAA